Molecule: messenger RNA, 435 nt
Organism: Pichia membranifaciens NRRL Y-2026
Lineage: Eukaryota; Fungi; Ascomycota; Pichiomycetes; Pichiales; Pichiaceae
Exons: 1
Biological process (GO): maturation of LSU-rRNA from tricistronic rRNA transcript (SSU-rRNA, 5.8S rRNA, LSU-rRNA)
Cellular component (GO): nucleolus
Molecular function (GO): RNA binding
Source: RefSeq, a predicted model, not a curated record
CGGGGCGUGAUCUACAUCGGGCGGUUGCCCAACGGGUUCGAGGAGAAGGAAUUGAGAAAGUAUUUCGAGCAGUUCGGCGAGAUCACCCGUCUGCGGUUGUCGAGAAACAAGAAGACCGGGAAGUCGAAGCACUACGCGUUCCUCGAGUUCAAGGAGGCCGAGGUGGCCAAGGUCGCGGCCGAGACCAUGGACAACUACCUUCUGAUGGGCCACUUGCUCAGCGUGUCCGUGUUGGACAGCGACAAGGUCCACGAGAAGCUGUUUGUAGGCGCCAACAUCAAGUUCAAGGUCGUCCCCUACGGCAAGCUCAACCAGCUCAAGCACGACAAGAAGAAGUCCAAGGCCGAGUGGGAAAAGCUCAGCAAAAACCACGCCAACAGCAUCAAGUCCAAGCAGGAGUCUCUUGCUGCCAUGGGCAUCGACUUCGACAUCAAC